Scatophagus argus is the source of this 1894-nucleotide messenger RNA. Its product is annotated as aquaporin-4-like. Gene Ontology annotation, molecular function: water channel activity. Bases 27 to 1037 code for a protein of 336 amino acids. Lineage: Eukaryota; Metazoa; Chordata; Actinopteri; Scatophagidae. The record is from RefSeq and is a predicted model, not a curated record. Gene Ontology annotation, biological process: transmembrane transport. Gene Ontology annotation, cellular component: plasma membrane; basolateral plasma membrane. The transcript has 5 exons.
AGUUAGUAACUUAAUAAAGCUGCUGGAUGCUAUCCCAGUGCACAAUGUGUGGAUCAUGUUCAUCUGACGGACCUGCUCUUUGCUUCACUCCUGAGUUCAGACAGCCUGCUGCCUUCCUGAGGUUUCUGUCCUGGUGUAAGUGUCAGAGCAUAAUGGUGGCUUUUAAAGGGAUCUGGACCAAGGACUUCUGGAGGGCUGUGUCCGGAGAAUACCUGGCCACACUCAUCUUUGUCCUUUUUGGUCUGGGCUCCACCAUCAACUGGGCUGCAGGAGAGGAGAAGCCUCCCCCAGCUGACCUAGUCCUCAUCUCCCUGUGCUUUGGUCUGAGCAUUGCCACUAUGGUGCAGUGUUUUGGCCACAUCAGUGGUGGACACAUUAACCCAGCAGUCACUGCAGCCAUGGUGGUAACUAGAAAGCUGAGCCUGGCAAAGGCGUUGUUCUAUGUGAUGGCUCAGUGCCUGGGAGCUAUAACAGGAGCUGGGAUCCUCUUCUUAGUCACACCUGCUGCAGUUAGAGGGUCCCUCGGUGUUACCACGGUGAACUCCAACAUCUCAGUAGGACAUGGUUUUCUUGUAGAGCUUCUUAUCACUUUUGAACUGGUCUUCACUGUCUUUGCCACCUGUGAUCCCAAACGCACCGACCUGGGAGGCUCUGCUGGCCUUGCCAUUGGCUUUGCUGUAACUAUUGGUCACUUGUUUGCAAUCCCUUACACAGGAGCCAGCAUGAAUCCUGCUCGAUCUUUCGGGCCUGCAAUGGUCACACUUAACUUCGAGAACCACUGGGUGUACUGGGUGGGACCCCUUCUGGGGGGCAUUCUGGCUGCUGGUCUUUAUGAGUACCUGUACUGCCCCGACCCUGAGUUACAGAAGAGACUGAAGUUGGUCUUACAGAAGGACCCAGCAGGGAAAUACAGGGAGGUGGCGACAGAGGACGUUGCCAUCAAGCCAGGCUCCAUCCACAGCAUCUCUGAUGUGCAGAACGCUGAGAAAAAAGAUCCUUUCCAGGACUCGACAGGAGAAGUGCUGUCUUCAGUAUGACUAUCACGUGCGCUGGAAAUGGAGACCAAUCUGUAGAAAUGACAGUCAAACUUUGUAGCAUCCAUCUCGAGCGUGUCCCUCUCCAAAGACCUCAAAGCAGAAUAAAAUUUCUGUCCAUGAGGCUUCACAGUGAAGCUGGAUUACACUUAUUGUCAUAAAGCUAAUGUGAUUUUAUGGCUCAAUCGCACAAACAUCUAGAGCCUGUUCAAUACUACUCCCGAGGAUCCCCUUGAAUGAUUUUGUAGGUGUUGGCAUACGCGGCAGAAUGGCAGCCAGCAAUACAUUGUGUCUCAGGAAAUAUGUGUAGGGUCAACCAAUUAUGUGGGGUCAUCACGCUGAAUUGGAAGAGUGAAGAAGAAAAUGCAGGCUUGUUAUUUUUGGAUUAGUGUCACAUUUGGUCCAUGUAUUGUGUAUGUAAUGACAGGACAGAUUUUCCUUGUGAUUAUUAAGCACAUUACAGGUCCCAAGCAAUGUAAGACAGCUCUGACCAGUUUCAUUACGGUGCUCUCCAUUUUCAGUGCAUUAGUCAGGGGAAACAACCAGCUCAUCUUUCUGGAAACACUGUGUUCAGUGCUUAUCUGGUCUAUUACCACAUAAUGGUUUUUUAAUUUUCUUAUUCUGUUUCAUAAAACUGUGAUACAUGGCCCUUUUUUGUUCAGUAGGCCUAGAUGUGCUUCUCGUAACACAUUUCUUAUUUCUCUGCAUGAUGCUGAAUUUAAUACUUAAGCAUUUAACUUACUGAUCUGUCUCAAUGAUUUUCAUUUUUUUUUCUCUCUGUUUUGGUUUUAUUCUCACAAACUGCAAGUAUGAGAUGUAAAAUAUCCUACAUGAUAAUAAUAAAGACUGUUUUUUAUUUC